Lindgomyces ingoldianus is the source of this 1455-nucleotide messenger RNA. RefSeq lists its product as uncharacterized. The transcript has 12 exons. The coding region runs from base 1 to 1455 and encodes 484 amino acids. The record is from RefSeq and is a predicted model, not a curated record. Lineage: Eukaryota; Fungi; Ascomycota; Dothideomycetes; Pleosporales; Lindgomycetaceae.
AUGAGUGUCAGUGAAGAUAUCGGCUGGUGUAUUGUCAUACGUAUCGAAGUCGUUAUCUCUUUGAAGUUAAUUCUCGGAUGUGCCACACCAAUAAGCCCUCCGUCUAUCAAAAAUUUGCUGGCCCUUCUGGCUCUAUCCCUCUCUCUUUCACACGGCGUUCCAGGGCAUCAUACGACUCGCCAAGCCUAUCAACCAAAUAUCCCCUCUGCUCCGCUCAUUAUACUUUCACAACCCGGAUCUGCAUGGAAGAUCCUCGCUUGGGAUGUGCAACUCCUGGCCCGCGCGAAUGAACGUGCCCAAAAUGGGUUUGAGCACGGGCUGAAAAUACGAGUCGCGAUUGUCAAGAGAGUUAAAAAAUCAGCCACAUCGUGUUUCAAUUGCGAUGCAGAGUCCCUUCCUUCAGAUCAGCUUGCUGAUUUUCAUGCAGCGAAGGUGGAUUCGAUCACGUUGAGUUCUAGAAUCAUAAACGGGCCUGGACUUUGGGCCGCCGACUUGUGGACAGUGGAAGAAGCCAACACGAAUACGCUGAGUAAAAUGCCACGCCCUCGAAUUCAGCGCCAUGGCCAAUGGGAUCGCUCCGCGCAGAAUUUUGACGCUUAUAAAGAUCACAGGAUUGUGGAGGGCAAAACUGGCGUGAUUUUUGGGCGGUUUUCUCCCUGCUCUCGGGAAGUAUUCGAGAUCUGUUUGACAUACAAGGAUCUUGAUCCGGGAAGUGUUACCGAACUUUUGUUCCCAAACCCAGGGUUACCUCAGAGGCGGACAACUCUAACUCUAGCUCUACCAAAGUCGUCUAUCGAUGUGACGACAUUCCGAAGUCACCGAAUUGGUUCUAGAAGACCUGGUCAGCGCCACUUUCACACAUCCAUUCCCAUAUCAAGCCAAAACUCAUAUCCAAUGUCCCUUCAUGACUGGGGCAGGGUCUUCUCGACAUAUCACGUUCGCUUUGCACACAUCCAUUCUGAGCGUGUAGUUGUCUCCCUGAACUUUUCGAUCGACGGCAGGGUUAGUGAGUUCAAUGUUUUAGCCCUCACGUUCCAUCUCAUUUUCUCAUGUGACCAUUGCUCCACGAAAAAGAACGGCAAUUGCUUCCAAAGAAUACAGUCGAACAAGGCCGCUGGGUUGACGGGAUUUCUGGGUGUUGACUUGGGCGCCUUAGGCUCUGUUUCGAUUCUGGAGUCGGUCCGAGUGUUGAAAGGGGAGAUCAACUCUAUCAUAUUUCCACAAUGUACGUUAUGUCCCGAUUCAGAAUUCCUAGUUGCGGGUUCUUCGACUUCGUUUGCUUUCUCCGUCUCACUUAACAAGAGCUUAUACCGUCUCAGUGGCCGAAGACCUACCAUCUACCAUCAAUCUAGCGUAGGAAUGUCUCAAUCCACCUGCCGAGUAAAGACCUUCAGAGUUCCUGCCAAUGUGGUCGAAACCCUCAUAGUUCAAGGUAUUUCGCGUAGUUCUGUGUAG